Messenger RNA from Spodoptera exigua (beet armyworm), 2471 nucleotides. NCBI's taxonomy places the organism in Eukaryota, Metazoa, Arthropoda, Insecta, Lepidoptera, Noctuidae. The record is from the annotation of a GenBank genome assembly.
UUCCGCUUACAACCUAUUUUUUUGUGAUCCACAAGUGGUCGUUCCGUCUUCAUAACAAAAUAGGAAAAGCUAAAGUGUUACAUUUAAAAAGAAAUUAUCCGAGAAAAGCGUCUGUUGCUUUAAUUAGUUGGUACACAGCGCGCCCAGUAACUAUAUCUAAAUAGAGCAGGGCGGCACCGUGUAGCGGGGCGGAGCCCCACGUGGGCGCUUCUAGUUCCCUAUAAUUCCGCUUGCCGCGUCACCGCACCCAUCCUCGGAAGUGUGUCCAGCGCCGACGGCCUGCGCAGUAACUGUUUUUUAGGUAUCCCUGGGGACAGGGGCUAGGGGACUGUGGACGUCUAACGUAAAUGUCAACAACCCCGCGCAUCUUUACCGCGCAGCAGCCGCGAUGUGAUCAGUCAAACAUUAAAUUUAAUGCAAGCGUGUAUGCAUAUCAGACACAGAUGAAUCCAUUUUGUGAAAAUCAAGACUAAUAUUUGGUGAUUUUAUGGAAAAGUUUUUGGUUUCUGGACUGGACUCAGCAGCAAUCGUGGAUAUCGUGGAGUGAAUUUAUUUUAUGGAUUGUUGUGAUAGAGUGUUGAAUUGUGUUAUUUGUUUUUGUUAGUUUGUUGGGUUCAGAGCCGGGACUCCGGCACUCGUUUACAUAAAAUGGCGUCAUCACAAAUAAAUAAUUAUCAAUACAUUAUGGAUAGCGAUAUUACACCUGAGGUUUUAAUAGCUAUGAGAACUGAAUAUUACUCGAAGCUUCCGACCACCUACACGUCGGAAUGUUCGAGCGGAAAAAAAAUAUUUAUGUGCAACAUGGCGAGUCAGGACUUUGUAAAUAUAGUUCUGCAACGUAUGAGAGGGGUUGGGGCCGAAUUUGAAGGGCACACCACUGAUAAAAUGGCUUUGAAAAUUGAUCUUGAGCAUUAUAAAGUGGUCAAUGUUAAACAAAAGGAAUGGCUAGUGAAAAACAUUUGCGGUCACGAUAAAAUAAUCGUGCCAUGGGAGGAUUCAUUCGAGAUCGUCUGGAAAUUACAUCUUGAAAACGCCCAUCCAGAGCCCGCAGAGCUUAUGGACAUAAUGCAAAAAGACUACUUAAUAAACAGAAACACAAUAGAAUGCAUUAGCGAAGUGUGCCCGGUAUGCCACGGCGACAAUCAGCCAAAUGUAAAAUAUACGUUGGACAUCAUACCAAUGUGUACUGAUCCCGAUUUUUUGUACAGCAACAUCUUAGCUUACGAAGAUGUCUUUACAAAGUUCGUCCACUUACGGCCAAUCUACAAAGACCUAUCAAUUGACGAACUGAAGGUCGAACUGAUGCGAGUGUUCAUGGAUUUUGGACCGCCAAGGAAAAUUUUGUUAAGCCACCCCGUGCUAACGGAAGCCCUGGCCAAUGUAAAAGAUUUUAGGCACAAUUUCGAUUUUGACGUCAUUGUAAAAAAAGUUCAAUUAGAUUUUGACAAAAUAAAUCGUCUUAAAGCAUCAAUAAGUAAGUGGAUGAGAGACAACAAGUCGAAAAAAUGGGGGAUUAAUAUUCAUAAAAUCGAAUGGGAGCUUAAUAACAAGAUUAAUGGAAGAGACCACAUGUCUGCGAAUUCUAGAGUGUUCGCCGUCAAACUAAUGAGAGCUGAAAGAGAGAAGUUGAAUUUAAAAAACCAGGCUAUAGAAAAUGUGGCUACGCCAAGUUUUUACAGUCGACGUGAUCCCGUACUGCCCAUUAACAUUACUCCUGCAGAUGACCCGGACGACACUUUUUCUUUUGAUAUGGAUGACAACUUGGUAAAUGUAGUUGCGACUACUUCUACAGAAGAAAGAGAUUCCCUAACAUUUGAAGAAGACAAUAUUUUCCAGAACGAUCUGGUUACUGAUGGACAAUUUGAUAUACCAAUGUUCAGCGGUGGAACAGAUAUCGAUAUAUUGCAACAGGAGACAGCUCCACAGAACUAUGAAUACCAAUUGUCAGAGGAAAUGGAAGAAGAAGCUCCUCCAGCAACCGAACAAACUGAGCAAAUUGCCGUAGGGCUACCGACUGAAGGCUUUUUAGCUUACACAUUAAACACAACCAACCCUAACACACAAACCCCAGGAUCGACAUUACUUUUGAUAUAUAAAGCGCCAUGCACCCAGGUCUAUCCCGCUGGAUCGGAAUAUUUUUGAUUAGACAAUCAAGGAUGUACAGCCACCAAUCAAGAGAUGGCUAGUAUUCCUGAAGUAAACCACUCGAAUAACAUCAUGCUCUGGGAUGAAAGUAUUUUUAGUGGUGAUAACUACGAGGGAUGUGAUGGUUCGGUGCCUACUGAGGGGAGAGAAAAUACGGCUGAAGAAAAUGUGAUAGUAGAACGUACGGUUAUGUUUAAUUACCUACUCACAACCUUUUUCUAAGACCAUGUCACUUACUCUUAUGGUUGUUAUGGGCCAGUUUUUUGGUGUAUUUGUGUUGACAGUAUUAAUUGUGUGUUUCAGGUGAGAAACGCAAACUGACCAUC